AUGAGUGAAGAACUUCAAGAAGUUAAAUGUAAUAUUUCAAAGGAAAUGGUUUGGUCAUUGGUGCCAAAUAUUGCUGAGAGGGCAAAAAAGGCAGUCCUUACAGUAGAGGGCCAAGAGCUGGUUUAUCCUAAAAGACUUCCUCUGGUACAGAAGCGAGAUGUUUGGCACACUCAUGAUUAUGACCUACAGGAAACUUAUGACAAUGAACUGUUAUAUGAAAUAAGUCUAAGUAGGAAAAGCUUUAUACUUCACCUUUUAAGAUCAAGGGAGUUCCUAGCCUCAAAUUAUAGUGAAACGUACUACUCCCCAAAAGGAGAGGAAAUCACCAGCCAUCCUGGAGUUAAGGAUCACUGUUUUUACCAAGGAUCCAUUAUACAUGAAUAUGAUUCUUCUGCCAGUAUCAGCACAUGUAAUGGUCUCAGGGGAUUCUUCAGGGUAUAUGACCAAAGGUACCUUAUUGAACCAGUGAAAUAUUCAGAUGAGGGAGAACAUUUAGUAUUCAACUAUAACCCAAAAAUUCAGUAUGCUGCCAAUUAUUCUUGUACAGAGCUUAAUUUUAAAAGGACAACUGCUCCAAACAUCAAUUCUAAAUCCAUGGAAGUCACCCAUUUAGAAAACUAUGUUGAACUGUUUGUUGUUGCUGAUAGUAACGUGUACCACAGGAAUAACUAUCCUCACAAUAAACUGAGGAACCGAAUUUGGGGAAUGAUCAAUUUUGUCAACAUGAUUUAUAAAACUUUCGACAUUCAUGUUACAUUGGUUGGCCUUGAGAUGUGGACAAGUGGAGAUAAAAUAAAAGUUGAUUCCAAUAUAGAAACAACUUUAUUACGUUUUUCAGCUUGGCAACAGGCAAUCCUUAAAAAGAAGAAGAAUUAUGAUCAUGUUUUGUUACUCAGUGGGAAGUGGCUUUAUACCAAUGCACAAGGAAUUUCUUAUCCAGGGGGUAUGUGCCUGCCCAAUUAUUCCUGCAGUGUCGUUAAGGAUCUUCUACCAGACCUUAAUGUGAUUGCAAGCCGAAUGGCCCAUCAUCUGGGGCAUAGCCUUGGGAUGCAGCAUGAUGAUUCCCCAUGUACCUGCACUCAGGAAAGAUGUGUGAUGGAUAGAGGUGGAAGCAUUCCUGCACUAAAAUUCAGUAAAUGCAACAGAAUACAGUAUGAGAAAUUCCUGAAGGAGUAUAAGCCAGCAUGCAUGUUUAAUGUUCCAUUUACUGAUCACUCAAAUGAUUCUCCAUCUUGUGGAAACAAGAACUUGGAUGAGGGAGAAGAAUGUGACUGUGGCUCUGCUCAGGAGUGCACUAAUCCCUGCUGCGAUGCCGACAAAUGUCUGCUGAAGCCAGGAUUUACUUGUGCGGAAGGAGAAUGCUGUGAAUCUUGUCAAAUGAAAAAAGCUGGGUCAGUAUGCAGACCAGCAAAAGAUGAAUGUGAUUAUCCUGAAGCGUGUACAGGCCACUCCUCUGGGUGUCCCAAGGACCAAUUCCAUCCAAAUGGAACUCCUUGCAAGAAUGCAAAAGGCUACUGCUUCAUGGGGAGAUGUCCCACCCGGGACGACCAGUGCUCCGAACUGUUUGAUCAUGAAGCAAAAGGAAGUCCUGAUCUCUGCUACAUCAUGAAUAAAAAGGGAGAUAAAUUUGGAUACUGCAAAAGCCAGAAAAGCAAAUUAAUUCCCUGUGAAGACAAAGAUAUCAAAUGUGGAAAGAUAUUCUGCACCGGAGGGCAACACUCAUCUUUCCUCGGAGAAGAAAAGAUCUAUCAUAUGAAGGCUCCAAAGCAGAAUAUCACCGCAGACUGCAAAACCUUUUAUUAUUACCACAAUCUUAGAGAUUUGGGGCUGGUUGCUCCUGGAACAAAAUGUGGAGAUGAAAUGGUGUGCAUCAAUGGUGAAUGUGUGAAUUUUGAGAAGUUCUACAAUUCAACUAAUUGCUCUUUUCAGUGCAAUGAAAAUGCUGUGGAUGGCAGUGAGCUCCAGUGCCAAUGUGAGGAAGAAGAGAUAGUUGUGGAAUGGGAAGAAUCCUUAAAUGUUACAAAUAUCUCCAUCCUGGUUGUAGUCCUUGUCCUGGGUAUCAUCGGUAUUGGAGGAAUUGCUUUUUUGAUUCGCUACCUAAUCUGUUUUAAAUUGAAGCAGAUUCAGAGCCCACCUCGGGAGAGACUGGGAGUGGAGAAUAAAGGAUACUUUGGUGACGAGCUGCAAACCAGGACUGAGCCAAUCUUACCUGAUAUUCAUCCCCUACAUAAACCUGCAAGUAGAGAACCAAGAGGCCUUGAAGAUUCCAAUCCACAUGCCAACAUGGCUCAUUCAUUUUACAAUAACUGCUUAAUUAACCCUGGCUCAGGAGAGCUGGGAAAUGUCGAUAAAUGUACUACAGCAAUAUCCAGAAAGAUUAUUGCCAUUAGUAGAUAUGAAUAA
This is a messenger RNA of Pipistrellus kuhlii (Kuhl's pipistrelle), 2403 nucleotides long. RefSeq names its product ADAM metallopeptidase domain 7 (gene ADAM7). The record is from RefSeq and is a predicted model, not a curated record. The transcript has 23 exons. The coding region runs from base 1 to 2403 and encodes 800 amino acids. Gene Ontology annotation, cellular component: plasma membrane. NCBI's taxonomy places the organism in Eukaryota, Metazoa, Chordata, Mammalia, Chiroptera, Vespertilionidae. Gene Ontology annotation, molecular function: metalloendopeptidase activity. Gene Ontology annotation, biological process: proteolysis.